CCAGUCAUGUUUUACCUUUAUGCCAUUCUGCUGACCAGUCACGAUCAGUGGUGACAGAAUCGACCAAUAAGAAUCCACCCUGACAGAUUUAAAAAUCCAGCGAGCAGGCUGAGAAACCUCCCCCCUCGUGUUGAGCCACAGAAGCAGAAUCACCAGCUGCUGCGUCACAUCAUGUGUGUGUUUGUAAGUCCAAUUUUAUCCUGUUUAUUUCUGUUUUUCCAUUUUGAUACCGAGCCGGUCCUGUUGAGCGUUAGUUUCCAUCUUUUGUACUUCCUACAUGCGUAAUAGCGGGAGGCGUGUCCUAGUGCAUGUGCUGAUAGAUAUUUGUAGUUGCUCCUCAGACAGAGUCUAAAGUGGAUCGUCAGUCAGCCUUCCCGUCUCUAUAAGAAUCUAGAUGUGUGUAUCAAGGUGUCUGCGAUGUGUGGGCGUGUCUCUAGUUCCCAUGGCGAUUGUCUGCAUACUGUGCAACAUCCUGCUACUGGUUCCUGAGCUGAAGAUCCAGUUCCUGUUGGACGGUCAUGUGACUAGAGAGGCUACCUGGGCCACAGGACUGUGGGGCUCUGGCUUCCUGGUUCUACUUGGAGCUCGAGCCUUUGUCCAGAGCAGCAGAACCCGAGGCUGCUGUGCAUUCAGGAGUCAGAUGUUGUGCCAGCUGCUUUACUCCUGCCUGUGUCUGCUCUCUGCUGCCUCUUGCUGCCUGGUCAGUGCCACUGGUCUGUCUCAGGGUCCCCGCUGCCUCUACAACGACUCCUCUGGUCCCACCUGGGGGGUCCCACUGAAGCCCCUCCCAGGCCGACACUCGGGAUACCUGUUCAACAGGACUCUGUGGUCUGGGGUCUGCUUGGAGCCCAGCUCGGUGGUCCAGUGGAACUUGGUCCUGUUCAGUGUGAUGGGGACUGUGAGCGGACUGCAGACGGUCCUCUGUGGGGCCAACAUCCUGAACUCCAUACUGGGCCUGAUUCUGGGUCAGGGCCUCUGCCACAGCAAGGUCUGUGGGAGAACACAGCUGUGGACCUCUGCUCCAGAUGUAGCAGUUUAUUCAUCCUGCGCGUGUGUGUGUGUGUGUGUGUGUGUGUGUGUGUGUGUGUGUGUGUGUGUGUGUGUGUGUGUGUGUGUGUGUGUGUGUGUGUUUCUAUGUUUCAGGUCAGUCCAGUUUCAGUUUGACAUGGAUUCGAUCCUGGGAGCUCCGACUGUGAUACACAGAAUUAAAAUUAAGUCUUUCACUGAUGCACUUUAGAUAAUCAAUAGCAUGAAGAUCAAUAACUUGAGAUACCUCGACCUUACGCAGGAUUGCAGUACAUGUACCAUUUAAUAAUUAUUUAUUUAUUUUCCUGAAUAAAACUAUUUAAACCUCCAGUUAAGCUAAAUAAUCAAUAAUAAUUAACGUGAGACUGACUGCUCA
Molecule: messenger RNA, 1402 nt
Organism: Oreochromis aureus
Lineage: Eukaryota; Metazoa; Chordata; Actinopteri; Cichliformes; Cichlidae
Product: transmembrane 4 L6 family member 5
Exons: 5
Coding region: 395-1237 (280 amino acids)
Cellular component (GO): membrane
Source: RefSeq, a predicted model, not a curated record